AUGGAAUGUUCAGCGUUUGAAUUUGAUCACUCUUCCAGACGAUUUGGAACAACCGUCUACAAAAAGACGAACAUAAACAAACAAUCAAAGCACCUCAAGAAACUGAAUGAAAAGAAACCAGUUAUUGUCGUCCGACGAGUCAUGGACGGCAAGGGCCGAUACGCAAAGACUGAAAUUGACAUCCGAAGUCGAGAACUUUGCGAGGUGCUCGUGGAGAUACACCGAGGUGUGGAAGGUUUAGAUCUCUCGCGAAGUGCCUGUGACCCGAAGCUGCUUUUUUUAUCUUACAGCAAGCUCGAGGAACGACUGGAAUUAGAAAAGUCGAACGGCACGCCAAACACUGCGCUAAUUUCUGAGAUCGAAGUAGUCCUUCACUUUAUCCGGGAGCAGUACGAAACCACCUUUGUCGACUUUAAAUCAUUGACAAGACACGAGUCCAUCACCUUCGAUUUACUUUGGAUAUUAUUCCGCCAUGGCACCCUGGUCUUCAAUCGCCACGAGUUCACUGAGCAGGACCACAUUCUCCGAGCUACGCGCUUUGAGAUCAUACAGACAAAUGAAGGACUCUUUGCAGAAAUCCAUUGUCAUGUGAUUACUAACGACGGCGAGCGUUUUGGAAUUGCUAACCAAAGGCUUCGGAUCUCAUCGUUCGAAGGAGAGCGAAAGAUACAAAGCCUAUCUGUUUUUCCCCUCCUCUAUCAUUCGAAUGGACCCAAAAUUCGCGAACUUGCAGCCAAACGAGGUCGGAAAUUUGCAGGCUUGCAAUGCCAAACUUAUGGUGAGAUUUCCGGGAUGGCUGCCUGUGUCGACGACCGCUCCCAGGACGACCGUCAGGUUCGAAAGUACAGGGCAUACGGGCGCGUCAUGAUCGAUCCUGGCGCAUUUCGUAUGUUUAAGCCUGACUCUAGUCUCAAUCUCCCAGUUUCUACCCGGUUGGUUCCAAAGGAACUCGAGGAAGAGCAAUAUGUAAUCUGCACUCCUGUUGUUAUAGGCUUUUGCUUCGGAACAAAGCAGUGGGGCGGAUUCGCUCUUGACAAGCUGGAGGAUGUGUCCUGGUCAUUAGAGCCCUUCGAUCGUCUGGUCCUGGACAACAGACACAAAGAAUUGAUUCAUGCAUUGGUGAAGCAGCACGCAUCGCGUACUAGUUCAACCUUUGACGACCUCGUGCGGGGAAAAGGAAAAGGCCUCGUCGGAUUGCUUGCAGGCCCACCUGGAUGUGGGAAGACGCUUACAGCGGAAGCAGCGGCAGAGGUGACAAAGUGUCCCUUAUAUUGUAUUUCGGCAGGCGAAUUGGGAUCCGACUCGGAGCAUGUAGACCAUGCUCUAACUCAGAUUCUGGAACUUUCCCAGCGGUGGAAAGCAAUCGUCCUUCUCGACGAAGCAGAUGUUUUUCUGUCACAAAGGAGGGACACUGAUUUGGAGCGGAAUGCCCUGGUGUCUAUUUUUCUACGGCAACUGGAAUACUAUCAGGGAAUCAUGUUUUUGACGACCAACCUAGUUUCACAGUGUGAUGCUGCAUUCGAGAGUCGAAUCCACUUCACGGUGCACUACCCAUCACUGUGUCGUGGCUCGCGCAAACAGAUCUGGAAGACGUUCAUCGAUAAAACAUCGGGUACCUGCCAGUCCAUAGUCAGCGAGGCUGAUAUUAAUGCCUUAUCCCGGGAGAUACUCAACGGCCGUCAGGUAUGUUGA
Suillus subalutaceus is the source of this 1692-nucleotide messenger RNA. Its product is annotated as P-loop containing nucleoside triphosphate hydrolase protein. Bases 1 to 1692 code for a protein of 563 amino acids. The record is from RefSeq and is a predicted model, not a curated record. NCBI's taxonomy places the organism in Eukaryota, Fungi, Basidiomycota, Agaricomycetes, Boletales, Suillaceae. The transcript has 6 exons. Gene Ontology annotation, molecular function: ATP hydrolysis activity; ATP binding.